Oncorhynchus nerka (sockeye salmon) is the source of this 2294-nucleotide messenger RNA. RefSeq names its product profilin-2-like. Gene Ontology annotation, molecular function: actin binding. The record is from RefSeq and is a predicted model, not a curated record. Lineage: Eukaryota; Metazoa; Chordata; Actinopteri; Salmoniformes; Salmonidae. The coding region runs from base 207 to 626 and encodes 139 amino acids. Gene Ontology annotation, cellular component: cytoplasm. Gene Ontology annotation, biological process: positive regulation of actin filament bundle assembly; actin cytoskeleton organization; regulation of actin filament polymerization. The transcript is spliced from 3 exons.
AUACUGACUACGCUCAGGCGCUGCAUGAUUACAUUGGCUUUCUUUCCUGCCCGAGCCAAGACGUGUGUUAACGUUGAAGUGGGGGUAGCUAUAGUUGGAGACACUAAAUUGACCCGUAAGCAGUGCAACAUUGGCUGUAAAGGUCUUGUCCUAGAAACGACAUCUUUGAGUGAAUAGGAAGCUGUAUAUUUUUAACAAAUUCAAAAAUGUCUUGGCAAAGCUACGUGGAUAACCUGAUGGCCGACGGCAGCUGUCAGGAUUCCGCCAUUGUUGGGUAUACGGACGCCAAAUACGUUUGGGCAGCACAUGCCGGUGGUACUUUUAGCAACAUAACGCCUCAAGAAAUUGAUGUCCUCAUUGGAAAGGACAGGACUAGCUUCUUCACCAACGGCAUGGCCUUGGGUUCAAAGAAGUGCUCGGUCAUCAGAGACAGCCUCCAUAGUGAAGGGGACUGGACAAUGGACAUCAGGACAAAGAGUCAAGGAGGAGAGCCAACGUACAACAUUACUGUAGGCAAAGCUGUCAAAGCAUUAGUUUUAGUCAUGGGAAAGGAAGGGGUCCAUGGCGGACAGCUCAACAAGAAAGCAUUUACCAUGGCUGAGCACCUGAGGAAGUCUGGAUAUUGAAGCAGCCUCUACCCAUCAUCUUUCUCACCUCCAUUGUGUUGACAGUACUUUGAGGAUUAGUUAGCAGACACAUUGGUACUCUUCCCCAGUUCCAUUUUUAUGUACACCCUUUGUUUUAUUUUUUGUUAAUUCAUGUUUUUUUUGUCCCUUUUCCUCACCAUUCUUUCUCAGAGCAUUAACACUAUGUACCCUAUUUCUGACACUAAAGUAAGAGCAUGUUCAUCAGAAAUGGUUGAAAUGUAUAUUUACCAAAAGGGAAAUGUGCAAAGAAAUUCAUAAAAAAACACAAUUUAGUGUACCAAAUUUGGACUUGGCUGGUAUAAACAAAUACUUAGUAAUUGGAAAAUGACAGGAGGAAGCAUACCUUAAUUGGCUGCGUCAUUCGAUGGUGCAGACAGUUUGAAGCGAUGACCGUCUGGUGUGGUCUCCUUUCCUCAGCAUGUCAGGGUUUGAAAGUUGCAUGCAUAUCUUUUAGUAGCCUUUCCCAAACCUUUAUAUUCCAUCCAGAAAUGUUAUUUUAAUUCAGUCCUUGCAUUGUCAUUUGAUACAUCAUUAAGGUAAAGAUUUCCUCCAGCAUAGUCCUCUAAACAUACUUUGAAACCCCUCAGCUGAGUCAGCCCACUAUUUAGAUUUUAUUUUCUUUAGGUUGCAUUAUCUUCCAUCAACUGCUUUUGCUGUUGUAACUUGAAUGUGGUCUUACAAGUCAUUGAUGUGGUGUUGGAAUAUUGUUUGAAAGUAAUGGCAGAUAAGAUCAGCAUUGCUGAGUUUAAAAAAUAUAUAUAUAUUCCUCCCAUGAACCUUCAAUACGUCUUAAAGUCCUCAUGGACAUUCCAUCUUUGCAAUAGCUCAGGCACAUAUCUAGGAUAUGCCAGCUCCUGCAAUUUAAUUUCACACUGCUGACAUUGUGCAGUGUAUCGUCCCUACAAACCACGUUUUGGCAAGUUUUUAUUUUCCAUAGGACCAAUUGUCUGUCAGGGUGAUUUUCAGAAUAGCUUCAAACCAUUGUGAAAGAUUGUUGCCCUCAUUUUGUCAGUCAUUAGACACUAUACUUCAGAUGGCUUAAACACUUUCUGCUUCUUUAGAUUACUUAAACUAAUUGAUUUACUGCUAAUUUGUUAACGGGUGAAAUUGCAGUCUCAUUGGACAACUGGUAAUGAGUGUAUUCUUAGUGAAUGACCGUAAACCCAAGCUCUGCUGGGCAAAACUCUUUGAAUGAGUUGCCUUGUGCUGUACUCAUCAAAGAUGUAUCAGCAACUGUCAGCACACUACUUAACAGUAUAUUAAAAACAACAUUGAAAGUGUUUACACUAAAUUGGUGGAAAAUGGUGUUGGUUGGAAUAAGAACACUAGUGAGUUGUCUUGUGAAAACUUUCAAAGAAAACUAUCCUGUGCCAUAAUGUAGAUCUGAUCUGUUGCUACUGUGAGUUAGAUUUUGAACUUCUGCCCCAGCAAGGACUAUGGCUCUUUCCUCCUGUAAAGGCUUUGUGGAAUAUGUCCAGAACUACACAUUUCACACUGAUUUGUGAUUUUUCUUUCCCCUAUGCAUUUGGAUUCAGUCAGUUAUUAAAUUUGCAUUUUGAUAAAUGUUUGGGGGAAAAUGCCAUAAAUUGAUAAAUCACCUUGUUUACAGACAGAUCAAAUAAAAGUUAUUCCAACCAGAACUGUCAA